CCAUUACUUUUAUUUUCUUUUUACUCGAUUUCUUCCCUCAGAUUUGUCUACAACAUGGAGCCCAAAAAUCACACAGGUGCUCCAGAAUUCCUUCUCCUGGGAUUGACAGAUAAUGCAGAACUUCAGCCCCUCAUCUUUAGCCUGUUCCUAUUCAUUUACCUGAUCACCAUCGUGGGAAAUCUACUCAUCAUUCUGGCUUUCAGCUCUGACUCCAAAAUCCACACUCCCAUGUAUUUCUUUCUCUCCAGUCUCUCCUUUACUGACAUUUGUGUAAGCACAACCACGAUCCCAAAGAUGCUUGUGAACAUACAAGCCCAGAAUCAGAGCAUCACUUAUAUAGGGUGCCUCACUCAGAUUGGAUUUUUCCUGGUUUUUGGUUUAUUUGAGAAUUUUCUCCUUGCGGUAAUGGCCUAUGACCGCUAUGUGGCCAUUUGUCACCCACUGGUCUACAUGGUCAUCAUGAACCCUCGUCUCUGUGGCCUGCUGAUUCUACUCUCUUUGCUUCUUAGCAUUGUGGAUGCCCUCCUCCUCAGUCUGAUGACGUUACAGCUGUCCUUCUGCAAGGACCUGGAAAUCCCUCACUUCUUCUGCGAACUUGCUCAGGUCCUCAAGCUUGCCUGUUCUGAUACACUUAUCAAUAGCAUUCUGAUAUAUUUUAUGGCUGUCCUAUUUGGGGGUAUUCCUCUCUCUGGGAUCAUUUUCUCUUAUACUCAAAUUGUCUCCUCUGUUUUGAGAAUGCCAUCAGUGGGUGGAAAGCUUAAAGCUUUUUCCACCUGUGGGUCUCACCUCUCAGUUGUGUCCUUGUUCUAUGGGACAGCUUUUGGAGUAUAUAUUAGUUCUGCAGUGACAAACUCUUCCAGGAAGACUACAGUGGCUUCAGUGAUGUACACUGUUGUCCCUCAAAUGCUGAACCCCUUCAUCUACAGUCUGAGGAACAAGGAUAUGAAGGGAGCCUUGAGGAAUUUCAUCAGAAGAGGACCUUUGCUGUGA
This is a messenger RNA of Equus caballus (horse), 990 nucleotides long. The record is from RefSeq and is a predicted model, not a curated record. NCBI's taxonomy places the organism in Eukaryota, Metazoa, Chordata, Mammalia, Perissodactyla, Equidae.